CCAAAAACCAAAACGCCACAUCCAGAUCACUCCGCCCCGUUUCGUCCGUCGUCGCACCGCACCUCCCCCACAAAGCAGCCAAGACAGCGAAGCAGCAAGUGGUUUAUUGCAAGCCGCCGGCUUAAUCGCGCGUUAAUUACCCGCUAAGCAACCCGCUCUAGUCCUCCGGCCGGCCUCGCCUCCUCGCAUUUCUCCGCUUAAUUAAUUGGCUAGUUGAGGCAAUCCAGCUCGGGCGGGGGUGGGAGACUGGGAUCCGAUCGGACGGUCGAUGCCGGCGGGGGGUGGCGGGGCAUGGCCGGGCGGCGGGGAGCGAUGAGGCCAGCAAGCAGCAUGCGCGCGGUGGUCGCGCGGUCGCCGGCCGCCUCGUUCCUGCUGGCGGCUGCGGCGACGGCGGCGCUAGUGGGAGGGGUCUACUUCUGGGUGGUGGUCGCGUCGUUCCGCCUCCCCGACUCCGGCGCCGUCGGGUGCCGCCCCGACGGCGAGGGGUCGUGGGCGGUUGGGAUGUACUACGGGAAGAGCCCCCUCGAGCUCCGGCCCAUCGAGCUGGAAGGGAGGAGCAAUGGGAACAGCUCGGCGUGGCCGGUGGCGAACCCCGUGCUGACCUGCGCGUCCGUGACGGAGGCGGGGUACCCGAGCAACUUCGUCGCCGACCCGUUCCUCCACGUCGAGGGGGACACACUCUUUCUUUUCUUUGAAACAAAAACGACAACCUCAAUGCAAGGUGAUAUUGGAGUUGCAAGAAGCUUUGAUCAAGGUGCAACGUGGGAGUUUCUUGGCAUUGCUUUAGAUGAGGCAUGGCAUCUGUCAUAUCCUUUUGUGUUCAAAUAUGAGAAUGAGAUUUAUAUGAUGCCAGAGGGAAACAAAAAGAAGGAGCUGCGCCUUUAUCGUGCUACUAAGUUUCCUCUUGAAUGGACACUGGAGAAGGUGCUAGUUAAUAAGCCACUUAUUGAUGCAGCAUUAAUCCAAUAUGAGGGAUACUGGUGGCUAUUUGCCUCAGAUUUCACACGGUAUGGUGUCGAGAAGAAUGCAGAGCUUGAAAUUUGGUACAGUAGCUCUCCUCUUGGUCCUUGGACUGAGCACAAGCAAAACCCAAUUUACAAAUCGGACAAAAGUUUGGGAGCUCGAAACGGUGGGAGGCUCUUCAUUUUUGAAGGGUCAUUGUAUCGCCCUGGUCAGGAUUGCAGUGGUACCUAUGGGCGGAGGGUUAGGUUGUACAAAGUUGAAAAGCUAAGCAAGGAAGAAUACAAAGAGGUCCCUGUAAACCUUGGGAUUGAAGAGCCAAAGAAAGGGAGAAAUGCGUGGAAUGGCAUGAGGUACCAUCACAUGGAUGCGCAACAGCUUGCUUCUGGUGGAUGGAUCGCUGUAAUGGAUGGUGAUCGUGUACCUUCAGGUGAUUCAACACGACGUUCUCUCUUUGGUUACAUAGGUUUCUUGUUAGCCAUUUCUCUUGUCAUUUUUGUGGGUUUUGUGAAAGGUGCAAUCAGUUGCUCCAUUCCUCCAAGUUUCUGGGUUCCUCUGACAAGAAGAAAUGAAUUAUCCCGUAUCUUGCCUGUGCACCGCUUCAACCAGAAAGUACGCAGAUAUUCUACCAGUAUUGGCAGAUACAUCUCUGCUACCAAAACAAGGCUCAAUGAAAAAACUUGGUCCAACAUGCUGUUCUUUUGUGUAGUUUCUCUAAUUGGUAUCACGAAUGUCUGCAUUGCUGUGCAUUUCUUAUGUGGUGGCAAUGGUGCUGAAGAGGCAUAUACACAUCAAGGGCAACACUCUCAGUUCACGAUGGUCACAAUGACAUAUGAAGCUCGUCUCUGGAACUUGAAGCUAUUUAUUGAACACUACUCCAGAUGCGAGUCAGUUAGGGAGAUAGUUGUCGUCUGGAACAAAGGUAACCCUCCAAGCAGUGAUGCUUUUGAUUCUACUGUGCCUGUCAGGAUACGAGUUGAAGAGAUCAAUUCUCUUAACAACCGUUUUAGGGUUGACCCUUUGAUAAAGACCCGGGCUGUUCUUGAAUUGGAUGAUGAUAUCAUGAUGACUUGCACUGACUUAGAGAAAGGAUUUAGGGUCUGGAGAGAACACCCUGAGCGGAUGGUGGGCUUCUACCCUCGUAUGAUAGAUGGAAACCCGUUGCAAUACAGGAACGAGAGAUAUGCUAGGGGUAAGAAGGGGUACAAUCUGAUUCUCACAGGUGCUGCUUUCAUGGACAGUGAGUUUGCUUUCAAAAAAUACUGGAGUGAGGAAGCUCGUGAAGGGAGAGACUAUGUACACAAGAACUUCAAUUGUGAGGACUUGCUCAUGAAUUUUCUGUAUGCAAAUGCAAGCUCCUCGAGGACCGUUGAGUAUGUCCACCCGGCAUGGGCUAUCGACACAUCCAAGCUUUCCUCUGUUGCAAUUAGCCGAGACACCCAGAAGCACUAUGAUAUCAGAACAAAUUGCCUGGCAAAGUUUUCCUCAAUAUAUGGUUCCCUCCCUCAAAAAUGGGAGUUUGGCAUGCGAGAAGAUGGCUGGGACAAAUAGUCUGACAAGGGCGGAAUACAUACAACAAACCAGCACCGGCUUGUUGUAGAUUUUUUGUUGCUCCCAUGAAAAGUUUUGCAGCAUGGGGAAAAGUUAUAUAUAACCUUUUUGGUAGAAGUGCCUUGAUUCGUGAUGUACGUAUUAGAUUCGGCUAGAAUUAUGUAGAUCAAGAUAUGUUGAAGAUGGAUCGUCGCUCAAAACUUUUGAAGUCAGUGUCGAAAUAGACCAAAUGCAGUGCAUUACCUGUGAAGCACAAUGGGAGUUUGCAAAUUGCGUCCUGGGAAAUUCAGCUUGUUUGGUUCCUUUUUCUGCGUAGCCGUUGUACAUUUUCCUUUCUAAGAUUGGGCUAACGUCCUGGCCUCCUGUGGCUGUGCGUUGUGCAAUUCUUUUCGCUUUUUAUGUAAUAUAAGAAUUUUUCUACAGCUCUUGAUUAGUUUUCUACUCUUUGCAGUCA
This is a messenger RNA of Phragmites australis (common reed), 2965 nucleotides long. RefSeq names its product glucosamine inositolphosphorylceramide transferase 1. The record is from RefSeq and is a predicted model, not a curated record. Lineage: Eukaryota; Viridiplantae; Streptophyta; Magnoliopsida; Poales; Poaceae. The transcript is spliced from 4 exons. Gene Ontology annotation, molecular function: glycosyltransferase activity. Gene Ontology annotation, cellular component: membrane. The coding region runs from base 292 to 2511 and encodes 739 amino acids.